CUCCUUAAUCAGAACCCCGACGGUGUUGCAGAAAGAGUUCUUCUAACCACUAUCUCUAGUUAACAUUAUCAGCUUUUUUAUGGUUAAAUUAAUGCCUGCCCAUCUGCUAGUGUAGUCUGGAUGGCUCACUCUAUUCUGAAAUCACUUUUAAGAAUCCCUAGCUAUAGCUCUGGCAUAUUCACGAGGCCUGUCACUCGAUGCUCAUUGUGUUAUAAUUAUAUCAACUACCGAGGACUCGUAAGCUUCCGCGCUGCUAAGGAAGUGUAUAGAACAGUGUUAACAGUUAAAAAUAAUGUUUCCUUCUCAACAAGUUACAGUUCCGAGUCCUCAAGUAGUAACUCAUGCACUUCUGAAGCUGUUGGUGGUAGGGAAUACCUAUUAAUGACAGAUGAGAAGCUAAUGAGCCAGUGUGAAAUGGAUACUUAUAAGUCAUCAGGCCCAGGAGGACAGCACCGGAACAAGCGGGAAUCCUCUGUGCGAAUAAAGCAUCUGCCAACUGGCAUUAUUGCUCAGGCAGCAGAGGAUAGAUCACAACACAAAAAUCGGGCGGCGGCUCUUUCGAGACUACGGUCACUUUUAGCCGUUAAAGUCAGGAACAAGGUUGAUCUUGAUACGUAUGUGCCUCCUGUAGAACUUGUUCAAAUCCUUCCAGCAAAGUCAACCAUCAGAGGAUCAAACAAAGGGAAUCAGAUUGGCCCAAAUAAUCCGAAAUUUGCUCUGGGAAUGCAGGCUUUACUUGACCUGAUUUUUGCAGUUGAGGGUUCUGUUUCGGAUACUGCAAAGAAGUUAGGGUUAAGCACUGGAGCUUUAUCACGGUUGAUAUUAUCCGAUGAUUCCCUUAGAAUGGCUGUCAAUGAGUUCAGGGCUACUAAGGUAAAGACAGGAGAGAAGAAGCUCAUGAGACAUCAAAAUGCUCUGCCACCGGACCGGACACACCGAUCUACAAAAUCUACUUCGAUUAAUGCCAUACGCCAACCAUUUCUAGACCACGCCAGCACUCUUGUUACCCUUUGGAGUCGCAUCGGCACCUACCCCAUGGUCGAAAAUGCCGAUCUAUGUAUCGAUCAAAGGGAGCUUCCUUCGUGCCGAUGUGACAUCCAAUGUGAAGAGUUGCCGCCCAUAAUGGAUAACCGCCCAAUACGAAAAGGCUGCCGCCCACAAACAAGAUAUGUCUCGUCCCCUGCGUCCAGUCACUUAUCUCUUUGCAUGCAGAGGGAUCCUCAACUGACCGACAUGUACAAUGUCUCACUAACCCCUAUCUCGGUCUCUCUCUCCCCUCUCUCCCAGCCGAGCCGUCGAGAUGCCCUCAGCCUCCAACCGUCUCCUUCUUUCUCGGCAGCUCUCCCUCACGUCGCCAGCCCUAAUUCCUCUCUAUUUAAAGAAUUGAGACACCAGCCGCCUCUCAUCAUUUUCGAUUCCGUUCCCAAAUCCCGUAAUCUACUCGGCAAAUCAAGCCUACCGACGAGUCGAGCACCAUAG
Messenger RNA from Striga asiatica, 1479 nucleotides. NCBI's taxonomy places the organism in Eukaryota, Viridiplantae, Streptophyta, Magnoliopsida, Lamiales, Orobanchaceae. The record is from the annotation of a GenBank genome assembly.